This is a messenger RNA of Oreochromis niloticus (Nile tilapia), 1543 nucleotides long. Its product is annotated as protein FAM107B. The record is from RefSeq and is a predicted model, not a curated record. The transcript has 4 exons. Gene Ontology annotation, biological process: actin filament polymerization; regulation of actin cytoskeleton organization; actin filament bundle assembly. Gene Ontology annotation, cellular component: neuron projection; synapse; stress fiber. Lineage: Eukaryota; Metazoa; Chordata; Actinopteri; Cichliformes; Cichlidae. The coding region runs from base 378 to 890 and encodes 170 amino acids.
AUAAGCAUGAAGUCGACAGUGUUUCUAUCAAAGAUAAACAUGACGUCAGGCUUGAUGAUCUGUCCAUUCAGCAAGAAUAACAAAAGUGUUUAAAGUCGCCGACAGGAAGUGUGAAUAUUGUUGUGAGAUCAUCAUUAUUUAUCUUCGUGGUCCGCAUGCAAGCCACGCUGAGAGUCUGCUCCAGGCUGCAGUGAGAGUCAGUGCCUCCAUCAGGGUGGCAGCGGGAUUUCAGGCUGGGUGGAGCUGCUGGCUGAUGAAUAGGAGCAGCGUGGGAAAUGGUCCUGAGGAGGAGGGGCAGUCCGCGUGUCACGUGACCGCCGCCUGGCUCUGAGCUGAGCAGGAGAGCAGGAGCAGAGGAGCAGAGGAGCUCCGGUAGCAUGGAGCCCAGCGCCGCCCGGGGGAGGGUGGUGAAGUCCGCAUCAGCAUACGCCAGCCUGCAGCAACACGGCUCCGAAGGCGUCCAUGGGAAGCCGUACCCAGUUGCCGUCUACGUACCCCGGCCGGAUUACCUGGAGGGGGACGAGGACGCAGACCUCAUCAAACCCAAGAAGCUGGUGAAUCCGGUCAAAGCUUCGAAGAGUCACCAGGAGCUUCACCGCGAGCUGCUGAGCAGUUACAAACGAGGGGGGGUCAGUGUGGAGAUGAAGCCCGAGCUGCAACGGGUGCUGGAGUCCAGGAGGAGAGAUCAGCUGAUCAGACAGAGGAAGGAGGAGGACGAGGCUCGCAGGAAGGUUUCUCCUCUGGAGGCCGAACUGCUGAAGAGACACAAGAAGCUGGAGGAGCUGGAGAGACAGCAGGAGCAGGAAGACCUGAGAGCCCCCGAGUUCGUUAAAGUCAAGGAAAACCUGAGGAGGACGUCCGUUCAGGGCAAAGAGGAGAAGGAGGUUUAGAGGCAGUGGGGGCGGAGACGGCAAGCAUCCGAGGACACAGGUGCCGGCAGCUGGACGGGACGGCUGUGAUGUCUCUCGGCAGCUUGGGUCGGUGGGUCUGAAUCAGGACGCUACAGAGCAACACGAGCAAACGACAACCGCCUCCAUGAGCAGAUACGUGCGACUAAAGCAAGGAAACAGCAGGAGGCGCUGCUGCACAGAUACGAAAGGACUCGUGAACCUGAACCUGUGCUCGUUUGAGUCUGAGCGUGUUGAUUUGCUCUCCUGCACUGAACUUGUGCCUAAUCUCACCUGUGAGACUCUCACAGAUCAGAUACUUUGAUCACUUUGUCCUUCCCCUCUCAUCUUCAACAUGCUAAUCACGUAGAUUGAUAAAACACUGACAUGACUACAAACCUCAGUGGCAGAUUUUACAGUUUUAUUAGAGAUUUUAAGCUCUAACUCUGAGAACUGUGUGUGAUUCGAACCUGCGAGCUCCUCUCGGGGAAGCCUUACUUCCUGCGCUCACGGGACUCUGACGGGAUCUUUGUGCACUUUAGACAUUUACUGUGGAGACGGGGAUUCAAAUUUUACUGUUUGUAUUUGUGUGUCUUUUAUCGUGUUCAGCCUGACGUUUCUCGUGUGUCUGUUGAUCAAUAAAGGACUAACCCUGC